Halichondria panicea is the source of this 1383-nucleotide messenger RNA. Its product is annotated as acetylcholinesterase collagenic tail peptide-like. The transcript has 6 exons. NCBI's taxonomy places the organism in Eukaryota, Metazoa, Porifera, Demospongiae, Suberitida, Halichondriidae. The record is from RefSeq and is a predicted model, not a curated record. The coding region runs from base 117 to 554 and encodes 145 amino acids.
CAGUUUUGUGUAAUUAUGACUGAAAAAAGGACGUACUAUCAGUAAACAUGUCGCCUAUCCACUGCUAUAAAAGCAGAUAGCCUUGUCGGCACUAGCACUUACUGCAAUAACUGAAAAUGAAACCUCAGCUGGUGCUCCUCUGCUCUGUAUUGAGCUUUGUCUUCUUCUCAUUCACAUUCGCUCAAAGUGGGCCCCCUGGGCGCGUUGGUCCUCCAGGACCUCCUCCAGUUGGCAGACGUGGACCCCCAGGGAUAAAGGGGCAGAAAGGAAGGACUGGACAUCGAGGACCACCUGGAGUAAAAGGAGUGAGGGGUCCCCCAGGAUCCGCAGGAAACACUGGUAGGCCUGGUCCCAGGGGAGAGCAUGGUGACACUGGUGCAGUUGGUAGGCCCGGAAGUUCUGGACCACCCGGGGUGGUUGGACUACCAGGAUUAAAGGGAGAAUAUGGAGUCAUGGGUUCCCCUGGAAUGGUUGGGCCUCCUGGACCCCCUGGACCAAAGGGAGAACCGUGUGAAGAAUGUAAGCUUCGUAUACAGUGCAUGUCCUCAUCAUAACAAUUUUUUUUUGCAGUUGAGAAAGGUAAGUAGAGGUGUAACACUUAACAUUCUAAUAACACCGUUCACACAUAUAUGAACUCUCUGGUGCAGGAAAUACAGGAGAGCCAGGCUCGUCUGGUGAGACGUAUGUGCACUGGGGCAGGAGACAUUGUAGCGGUACCAGCAAUUCUCGUCUCUAUUCUGGAGUGGCCACUACUAACUCAGCUGGAAACCCACUCUGUGUUCCUCAACCUUGUGGAGAUGACCUGUGUGGAUCUUCUACCAUAAAGUCUCCGUUUGAUUUGACUGAUUGGGAAGUGGAAAAAGUGGCAGAAAUAGCGUACAUCAAGGAUGGACAGCCAUGGAAACUCGACUGCUCUCUAUGCUUCAUUAAAGAUGCAUCUACAUCUAUCACCAUCCCAGGCGCAAACAAAUGCCCUAAAGACUGGUGCCCACAAUACACAGGAGUGCUGUCACAAGUUUGGGAAUCGACUGGCCAAUUUAUUUGUGUAGACCCAAGCAAUUUCCCCAAACCCCCUGAGAGACCUCAACAUCACAAACUGGCAGCCGUAGAGAGGAAUUGUUUCCUCGGCUCUGAGUGUAAGGACCUGAAAGAAGAGGAGCUCAGAGUGCCUUGUAUAGUGUGCAGUUUCAGCACUACCAAACCUUGCUUAGAGGAGAUCUACUAGUGGGACAUCAUAUAGUAUCGGCAUAGCGAACCAUUCAAAUAACUUGCAAUUGAAAGUGCAUUUUAUCAUUAAUUUUUUGGCAAUGGCACUGAGUCAAUAUUACUAUUUCAAGUCUUAAUUGUUUGUGACAUAAAAAAAAAACUGAUGGUGAUAACUUC